Cricetulus griseus (Chinese hamster) is the source of this 728-nucleotide messenger RNA. The record is from RefSeq and is a predicted model, not a curated record. NCBI's taxonomy places the organism in Eukaryota, Metazoa, Chordata, Mammalia, Rodentia, Cricetidae.
GUCUGGUUCAAGAAUCGCAGGGCAAAAUGCAGACAACAGCGGCAGCAGCAGAAACAGCAGCAGCAGCCCACGGGGGGACAGGCCAAGGCUCGUCCUGCGAAGAGGAAGGCAGGCACAUCCCCACGGCCCUGCACAGAUGUUUGUACAGAAUCUUUGGGCAUCUCAGAUUCUUACAGCCCAUCUCUGGCUGGCACCUCAGGCUCACCUACCACAGCAGUGGCCACUGCGUCCAUUUGGAGUCCGGCCUCGGAGUCUCCUUUGUCUGAGGCCCAGUGAGCUGGGCUAGUGGCCUCAGGACCCUCUCUCACCUCAGCCCCCUAUGCCAUGACCUAUGCCCCUGCCUCUGCUUUUUGCUCUUCUCCCUCAGCUUAUGCGUCUCCAAGUUCCUAUUUCAGUGGGUUGGAUCCUUACCUGUCUCCCAUGGUGCCCCAGCUGGGAGGUCCAGCUCUCAGCCCCCUCUCAGGCCCCUCCGUGGGGCCAUACCUGGCCCAAUCCCCUACCUCCUUGUCUGGUCAGAGCUACAGUACUUACAGCCCCGUGGACAGCCUGGAAUUCAAGGACCCCACAGGCACCUGGAAAUUCACCUACAAUCCCAUGGACCCUCUGGACUACAAAGAUCAGAGUGCCUGGAAGUUUCAGAUCUUGUAGAAGAGGCUUCCCGUUCCCCCUUCCCAGCUGAAGCACCCUCUUUGCCUACUCCUGCUUAGAUUCUAGAGAGUAGCCCCCAG